GCCAGGGGGCCCCACCCCAGGUCCUCAGAUCCCAGCCUGCUGCUCUACCAGCUGCCACUCACAUCUCGCUAGCCUCAGUUUCCACACUGUGUCUGGGCCCUGAGGAGGAUUAAGUGACCUGACGUGCAACACUGCCCCAAAGCCGAGUGGCAGGUGGCGGAGGCUGAAGCUCUGGUCCACACUCUGGACGGCUGGUCGGUGGUGGAGAGGAUGGUGGUGCCCACCAAGACGCCAGACGGGAAGCUCAUCUUCAGCAGAGGGACCCUGCAGCACCUGACAGCACUCAUGCCCAGAGAGUUGGUGACCAGGGCACAGCCGUCCACAGGGUGGGCGGCCCAUGGGGGCCAGUGGGGAGUGCAUCUGACAGGACCUCUCUCCUCAGAGAAGAUUAGAGGGAUGCCGGGAGUCACAGCCGUCUUUUUGAACAUCGAGAGGAUGGCCGCGCCCACCAAGAAAGAGCUGGAGGCCACCUGGGGCAUCCAGGUGCUGGACCGCUUCACCGUGGCCCUGCACAUCUUCCGCUGCAACGCCCGCACGCGGGAGGCCCGGCUCCAGGUGGCUCUGGCCGAGCUGCCCCUGCUCAGGUCCAACCUGAAAAAUGUUACUGCCCACCUGGAGAGACGAGGAGGGGGCUCUCGCUACAUCAUGGGGUCAGGAGAGUCUUCCAUGCAGGUGCAGCAGCGUCUCUUGAGAGAGAAGGAAAUGAAGAUUCGGAAAGCCCUGGAGCGACUCAAGGGGAAAAGGCAGCUUGUGGGGCAGCAGCGCAGGCGGCGGGAGUUCCCAGUCAUCUCCAUGGUGGGGUACACGAAUUGCGGGAAAACCACACUGAUCAAGGCCCUGACGGGAGACCCUGCCAUCCAGCCCCGGGAUCAGCUGUUUGCAACACUGGACAUCACAGCCCACGCUGGGUCGCUGCCCUCCCGCAUGACUGUCCUGUACAUGGACACCAUCGGCUUCCUCUCCCAGCUGCCCCACGGCCUGAUCGAGUCCUUUUCUGCCACGCUGGAGGAUGUGGCCCAUUCGGAUGUGAUUGUCCAUGUGAGAGACGUGAGUCACCCUGAGACCGAGCUGCAGAAAGCCAGCGUCCUGUCCACGCUGCGAGGCCUGCGCCUGCCUGCGCCGCUGCUGGACUCCAUGGUGGAGGUGCACAACAAGGUGGACCGCGUGCCUGGGUACAGCCCCAAGGAACUGCAUGCGGUGGCCGUGUCUGCCCUCCUGGGGCUGGGGCUGGAAGAGCUGAGAGCCCAGCUGGAGGACGCUGUGCUGCAAGCGACUGGCAGGCGGAUCCUCGUGCUCCGAGUCCCGCUGGCAGGAGCGCAGCUGAGCUGGCUGCACACGGAGGCCACGGUGCAGGACGUGGCUGUGCUUCCCGAAGCGGGCGUGGCCGACGUCAGGGUCGUCAUCAGCCACUCUGCCUACGGCCGAUUCAGGAAGCUCUUCCCGGAGUGACAGGAGCCUAGGGCUGCAGCGCCCCUCCGCCCCACCCCUACCUUCACUCAGGACGUGGGCUCGGGGUCCAGCACGUCUCCCCCAGGAGGCUUUACCCGGAUACAGUAAAGGCUCCGCGGGUAUUUGCCAAGCUGCCUUCCUGGUCCUUCUGUGAGUGCCCGCUGGGAAGGAAGCAGGUGAGUCUCCCCUGCUGCUGUUCACCACGUGCAGCUGCCAGGCCCUGCUGCUUCCCACAGGGUGUUGUGGGGACAGAUGUCUCCCCCCCACCCCGGACGCCUCCCCCCAAGGGAGGGCUGAAAUAGUGUGACCUUGAAUGGCCAGAAACUGGAGUGCAGUGCAUCGCAGUCUGCCCGUGGGGACGGGCAGGCAGGAGACUCUCCUGUAUGCAGGUUGGCAGCCACCCCCACACACGUGUGUCCUUAUUGUUCCCCACCCCAUCCCCAGGGCAGGAAGCGGACCCCUGGGGCACAGGCUCUGAGUCACAGAGGCCCCAGGGCCUAACAGACACCCCUGAGACACAUGCUCCACGCGUGUGGACAGAGUGACACCCCCAACCCCGGGCGCACAGAAUGAGGUCCCCAAAGAAGUCCACGUCCUCACUCAAAUUCUGAGGGUGUGUGGCCUUUCUUAGCCAAGAGGACUUAGCGGGUGAGGCGAGGGUGACCCUGGACAACCUGAUUGGGCCCCCGGUCAUCACCGGGGUCCGAGUACAGGGGUAGGGGAAGGUGAGCACAGCGUGGAGGUAGGUCAGUAAACUGCGGCAGCUGCCCUGCUGGCUUGGGGGCUCCGGGAGCCAGAAGAGCUGGGAACGGUUUCUCCCUACAGCUCCGGGGAGCGAGCUGUGACUGCCUGUGAGCAUGUCAGGCUUCCCGCCUCGAGGUCCGACCCGUGUCAUGUGCGGCCACCCUUUGGCCCUGUGGCAGCUGCCCCCGACACUGACCCAUGGGGCCCUGGGGUGCAGGAUGCACAGGGCAGCCCCCGAGAGCCAGCUGCACGCCCUGACGGCCCUACCACCUCUCCCCGAGGCCUGGCAGCACUGUGUGGAGGGGCACAGGGUGGAGACGAGUGACGUGUCUGGCGGCAUGUAGGAAGGAGCAGCAGUAACCCCCCCAGAAGGGCUGACCAGGCCAGCCUGGGCCUCAGCGCCUGCCACUCAGUCUCCCCCUGGGGAUUCACGCCUGUGGGGUCUCCGAGCCACCAGGGGUCCAGUGGGUGAGAGGCACCUUGCUUGUCCUCGUCCCGAGCUCCUGAGAGCCACCAUCCGCUAGCCCACCCGGGGUGCCCACUGCUCCCCCCAGCCUAACCCCACCCUCUGCUGUCUGGAUAAGGCCUGCUCACUCCUGUCUGCUGCACCCCAAGCCCUCCCUGGCUGGAGACUAUGAGGGGCGGGGCUGGUUCUGGUCUUGGCCGCUCUCCUCCUGGGACACCCCGCUGCUUGGUGUCCCCUCCCCACCCCAGAGGCUCUCCCUGGGGACCCGGAAGGAGAGCUCAGGCCUGCAGGGUCUGAACACAGUAUGGGAGAUUAGUGAAGGGGGGCAGUUGGAGGUCCCAUCAUGCCUCAGAGGGAGGGGCUCAGGGCCCCAAAAGGUGAGGGUUCUGGGGGUCCCACAGAGAGGGUGGGGGACUUGGGGCCCACAGAGAAGGUGUUGGGCUUUCCCAGAGGGAGCAGGUAAAGCUGUCAGCACCAGGUCCUCCCUCUCUGAGAUGGGCUUCAUUACCCACCCCAACAGCCUCCUUCUGGGGUCCGUGGUUCCCAGAAAAGUCUGCACCCUGAGAACGAACCCAUGUGGGCAGGAGGGAGGCAGGUGUCAGGGCCGGGCAGAUGCCUGGUGUCCCCACCCUGUGUCUGACGCAGGAAGGUGCCCUGGGCCACCGCUGAGCAGCAGCCCCCUGAGCAGACAUGCAGCACCACUGACUCCUGCCACACGGACUUCCGCACUGGCCACGGCUGUGGAGAUGGGACAGGAUUGCGCCUGCCCCUCCCACGCGCUGUAGGCGCUAAGGCGUUGUGAAGUCACCCUCCUGGGAAGACCCUUCCCAGAGAAUGUCACCCUUCGUACAAGUCUAGGAAACUCAUCUUCUCAAUUAAAUAACUAAUCUUUGGUUAAA
This is a messenger RNA of Manis javanica (Malayan pangolin), 3558 nucleotides long. The record is from RefSeq and is a predicted model, not a curated record. NCBI's taxonomy places the organism in Eukaryota, Metazoa, Chordata, Mammalia, Pholidota, Manidae.